GAAAUUCACGGGAAUGCGUUGGUUUAGACGUUUAUACUGGGCGAUAUCAAGUGAAAUACUUACUAUCAAGGGUGUUAUUAGUAUUAUCUACCAUAAUCAUGAUUUUGAACAAAAGGAUAAUGCAUUAGUAGUAAAA
Molecule: messenger RNA, 136 nt
Organism: Ambispora gerdemannii
Lineage: Eukaryota; Fungi; Glomeromycota; Glomeromycetes; Archaeosporales; Ambisporaceae
Source: the annotation of a GenBank genome assembly